AUGACCAUUCUCUCAAAGAGAGGAUUUGGCUUGGUUGGAAUGCGGAUAGAUGUUUCUUCUAAGGACCUCUCUACUCAAAUUCAUCUCACUGUUGUUUAUGGGCUUCACUCCAUUCAUGAUAGGCUUCCUUUGUGGGAGGGUCUUAGAAGCAUCUCUAUUCAGCAUUCCCCUUGGCUUUGUGUUGGUGACUAUAACUCUGUCCUUCAUACUUCAGAUAGGCUUCAUGGUACUGAUGUUAUUGAUUAUGAGACUAGAGACUUUCAAAGUCUGUUGAUGAUUUGGACCUCACUGAGAUCAAAAGCAAAGGGGCCUUCUACUCUUGGUCUAAUAAGGCUCAUACUGGCCCUAGAACUCUCUCUAGAAUUGACAGAGUUUUUGGCUUGGGGUUCUGGUAAUUCUGUUUGGAAGAAGCUUAAUUUUGUGAAGUCUAGUUUUAAGUCUCUUAAUAGCAAGCAGUUUGGUAACAUUGAGGGAAAGAUUGAUCAGGCUAAUGUUGAGCUUUCUAGAAUUCAAAACUUAAUGGCCCAGAAUCCUGAUGAUUUGGAUUUAUAUACUAAAGAAUCUGAUGCUAUUAAGGUUGUCAAACACUGGAAUGAUUUUCAGGAAAGCAUCUUCAAGCAAAAAUCUAGAAUCAAUUGGGUUAAGCUUGGAGAUGGCAAUUCUCACUAUUUCUUCUCUGUGAUGAAGACUAGACAGGCAAGGAAUAGGAUUGACUCCAUCUUUGAUUCUAAUCAGGUGUUUCUCAAGGAUCCAGAUGUUAUUUCUCAUGAAAUUAUCUCUUUCUAUAAGUCUCUUUUAGGGACUCAAGCCCCUUGGCUCCCUGCUGUUGACCUUCUCACUAUGCGGAGGGGUAAGCAGCUUAGCUUUGCUACUCAGAGCUACCUCAUUAGGCCUAUUGAAUUUGUUUUACUUUCAUUCGAGUAA
This is a messenger RNA of Chenopodium quinoa (quinoa), 924 nucleotides long. RefSeq lists its product as uncharacterized. The record is from RefSeq and is a predicted model, not a curated record. The transcript is spliced from 3 exons. NCBI's taxonomy places the organism in Eukaryota, Viridiplantae, Streptophyta, Magnoliopsida, Caryophyllales, Amaranthaceae. Bases 1 to 924 code for a protein of 307 amino acids.